CCAUAGUUGGAAGAUGUUAAGCCUUUUGCCUGAGGAGGAAGGGUGGAUUUUGGUGAGGUUAGAUAUUGAUGGGAGCCGGUAGAACUUAGUGCUCGCUGUAGCUGAGUUUGUGUGUAAUGCAGAUGUGGUUUCAGCUACCUGGUAAAUCCAGGUUCAGAAGCUGUACCGGCAGAACUUAUUGUACCUCGGCUCUAUACUGUUGCUCAGUUUCAGCUGGAGCCUUGUUCGUCUUGCCCCUUAAUACCAGUUGACCUCAAUUAAUGCGCAGUUUAGGUAAAAAUUACAGCACACGUGUGAAGUGAGAAUAACUCGUUUUGACUGCCAAUUACAUUUACUCAUAGCGGCUAGUGUAUGGUGUGGCUUAAAAAUGGUAUUCUCUGCUGUGAUAUUUAGUACUACGUUUUUCAAAGCCAGCCCACAUCUGCUAUUUCCUGUUGUAUUUUCCUCAGGGAGACUUCCUAAGUAAAGUAGAUAGGGAGGAGUGGACUUAUGUGAAGCCACACAUCAUAUAAGUAGACUUAUACAAGCCAGAGAACGAGAAAUUUCCCGAUCCUCCUGGAUCUGGAGUUAUAAAUUACAGUCUGUCAUGAUGCUUGUGCAGUGCUGAAACUUUACCACAACCUUGGUGUGGGUCCAUUCGCUGGAUUCUGCAGAGUAACUCAGAAGCUGCCGUGGACAGGGCUGUGCUACUGAGAAUUGUGAAAUACAAUGGGCUUCCUCAAUGCUUUUUUAAGUAGUUGCUGGGAGCCAGACUUCACAGUUUCUAUAUGUGCCUGUAAGUACGUUAGGUAGCUUUUGCUUUGUAAUGGUAACUGUGGUGGGAGAGGCAGGCAAGAUGUGCUUGUGGCAUAACAGGGUUUCUAAUUUUGCUAUGGAUAGCAACUUUUGCAAAUGAACUUGGAGAACUCUAGAGAGAUCUAGUGACUAGCUCGGUUAAGGGCUCAGAUGUGGAGGAAAAAAAUCUUGCAAGGUCUCUGGAGGUUUGAAUACUGUUGUUCUCCCUUGUUGAGAACUUAGAUCUUCCGAGGCUUUAGGUUGGAUUCCCAAAGGUAUUUAAAAAGGUAUUAAACACUUGGGGAGUGGUGCUGAGGUUCCUGGUGCUCGUGCUUUACAGGCCUUGUAGCUGUUGUACAAAAUCUACUGCAAAGCACUGAUGUAUAUUGUUGGAAAACCUCUUUUGACUGUCUGUAUUCUUGACUGGUGAGUAACAGUCUCUUCUUCUGCUUUCACUUUGAUAGGAAUAAUGUUUCCAACAUGUCUGUGCAGUCGCUGCUUUGUGAAAGAAUUGCUGUUGCCAAAGAAUUAAUCAAGAGAGCGGAAGCCCUUUCCAAGUCCCAGAAGGGGAAUAUAGAAGGUGGGGCAAAACUAUGCAGCAAACUGAAGGCCGAGUUAAAUUUCUUACGCAAGGUGGAGGCAGGGAAAGUGGCCAUUAAAGAAUCCCAUCUGCAGAGUACAAACCUUACCCACCUCCAAGCCAUUAUUCAGUCAGCAGAGAACCUGGAGGGCGUUGUCAGUGUCCUCCAUGUUUUUGCUUAUGAGGACAGGUUUGGAGACAAACAGACACUAGUGGUAGAUGUUGUUGCAAAUGGAGGUCACACGUGGGUGAAGGCCAUUGGUCGGAAGGCUGAGGCCCUGCAUAACAUCUGGCUGGGAAGGGGCCAGUAUGGUGACAAAAGCGUCAUUGAGCAGGCAGAGGACUUCCUGCAAGCAAGCUGUCAGCAGCCAGUGGAGUACAGCAAUCCUCACAUAAUCUUUGCAUUCUACAACAGCGUGUCCAGUCCUAUGGCAGAGAGACUCAAGGAGAUGGGAAUAUCUGUGCGGGGAGACAUUGUUGCUGUGAACGCACUGGUAGAGCCAUCUACAGAAAACCGACACCAAAGUGCCAGCGAAUCAGAUGAAGAAAGCCCUGAACUCCUGCAGGUGACCAGAGUAGACCGGGAGAAUUUAGUGGCCAGCGUUGCUUUUCCCACCCAGAUCAAAGUGAAUGUGUGCAAUAGAGUUAACUUGGACAUCACUACCUUAAUUACCUACGUCUCUGCUCUGAGCUAUGGUGGCUGCUACUUCACCUUCAAGGAAAAAGUGCUCACGGAGCAAGCAGCUCAAGAGAGGAGGGAGAGAGUUCUGCCUCAGUUGGACGAGUUUAUGGAGGGGAAAGAGCUCUUUGCCUGCGAGUCUGCUGUCAGAGAUUUUCAGUCCAUCUUGGAGACCUUGGGAGGACCUGGGGAGAAAGAACGAGCAGCGUUGCUCGUUAAAAGAAUUAACGUGGUGCCAGAUCAACCAUCUGACCGUGCCUUAGGACUAGUGGCAAGUUCAAAAAUCAACAGCCGUUCUCUAACCAUCUUUGGGACAGGAGACUCUUUAAAGGCCAUCACCAUGACUGCAAAUAGUGGUUUUGUGAGGGCAGCAGCUAACCAAGGUGUCAAGUUUAGUGUUUUUAUCCAUCAGCCGAGAGCAUUGACAGAAAGCAAAGAAUCUGUUGCUACACCUUUACCAAAGAGCUGCCCACCAGAUAAUGGACUCUAGGUCAUUUAAUGAGUUAGUCAUUGAAAUAAUCUGUUCUGAAGGAUGAGUUUUUUUCUCUUAUGGUAGCUUAUGGCAGAUGCUGCAAAGGAGGCCUUUGGGGAAAUGCAAAAGUCAUAA
Molecule: messenger RNA, 2640 nt
Organism: Struthio camelus australis
Lineage: Eukaryota; Metazoa; Chordata; Aves; Struthioniformes; Struthionidae
Source: RefSeq, a predicted model, not a curated record